UGAAGAAGAAGUGAAGAAGCUCCGGCCGGUCGAGGGCAACUCUAACCUGACAGGUGAGUUUACGACUGGAACUCUAACCUGACAGGUUCCUAUCAUCAUGGGAGACUUCCAGCAGUUUGAGCAGGACUUCUACCAGACGGGCUACUACAUCGACCAGCAGGGACACCCGGUUCUCUACGACCCCUACGACCCCAACGAUGAGUUCGGGGGGCAGGACUCCCCCCCAGGGGGUCCUGGGGGUCCGGGUCCGUUCACGGAGCAGCGCUACGCCGGGGAGAUCUACCAGCCCACGGUGCAUUCACACACCUAUGGGAACUCAGAGUCUCCCGAGGACGAACCGCCGCUUCUCGUUGAACUAGGGAUCGACUUCGACCACGUUUGGCAGAAGACGCUGACGGUUCUGAACCCGUUCAAGCCGGCGGACGGAAGCAUCAUGAACGAGACGGACCUGACGGGCCCGGUGCUGUUCUGCAUCGCGCUGGGCGUCGCCCUGAUGCUGGCGGGGAAGGUCCACUUCGGCUACGUCUACGGGCUCAGCGCCACCGCCUGCACCGGCAUGUUCUUCCUGCUGAGCCUGAUGAGCUCGCUGGCCGUGUCCUACGGCUGCGUGGCUAGCGUGCUAGGCUACUGCCUGCUGCCCAUCGUCGGCCUGGCGGCCCUGGCCGUCUUCUGCUCUCUGCAGGGCAUGCUGGGAAGUGUCCUAACCCUGGCAGCCAUCGGGUGGUGCAGCUUCUCGGCCUCCAAGAUCUUCAUCUCCACCCUGUUGAUGCAGGACCAGCAGCUGCUGGUGUUCUACCCGUGUGCCCUGAUGUACGGCCUCUUCACCCUGGUCACCGUCUUCUAGGCUGCUGUACGGACUCUUCACCCUGGUCACCGUCUUCUAGGCUGCUGUACAGGUGGGCACUAGUAGGUGCCCCCCUGUACAGCAGCCGCCUGCCUCCAAAUCUACAUUUAGAUACUCUAGGAACUACGAGUAAACCUGCACUCUGAGAACGGAGAGCUCUGCCAGGAACAUAAGGCACUAUCAGGUCUUGUAAAUAAUGCAGAGCUAAGCCGUUUUGGGCUUUAUACGCAAGUAAUAAAAAAUUGGAUUCUGAAUUUUACGGGUAACCAAUGGAGCGGCGCUAACACUGGAGAGACGUGGUCUCUCCUGCUGAUUCCUGUCAGUACUCGUGCUGCUGCAUUCUGGAUCAGCUGGAGUCUAUUCAGCAAAUUACUUGGACAUCCUGCUAACAACACAUUACAGUAAUCUAGUCUAGAAGAUACAAACGCAUGAACUAGUUUUUCUGCAUCACUCUGCGAGAGGAUUUUCCUAAUCUUUGCAAUAUUACGGAGAUGGAAAAAUGCGUAGUUUCACCUUUUAAGUUGAAUUAUUGAAAUAAAUUAACUUUUACACCAUAUUCUAAUUUUCCGACCUUCACCUGUAGCUAUAUUUAUAUUUACUAUAGCAGCAUAGGCUAUUUCAGUUGCUAACAUGGUUGUCUGUCUGUUCAGUCAUGCAAGUUCAAUGCUAUUAAAGCACUUUAAACUCUAAAUCAAAGCAUUUUGUUUUUUCAUAUAAAAUAAAUACAUUUCUCUGCAGUUUAGAAGUUUUGGGGAUGUCCCUUUUUUUUGGCGACUGCGCUGCUGAAAUCGGGGAGUCGUUAUUUCUAUUUCUGAAAGGUGGCGACCCUAGAAUAAACCAAACCAGCAUCUUUAGUCUGAUGUUGCAGCAAUUAAUAGUUUAUUUUGGUUACAUUACAUUAUAUGCAACUUAACUUGUGUGCAUGUAACUGACAAAACAUUAUCAUAAAUAUUUACGUCUGAAGCCGAAGCUUAUUUUUUCCAAAAGAUAACCCAGUUCAUCAGUAAUACAAAAGAAAAGAAAAUUUACUCUAAAUCGCUCUGCAUAAUUAAAUUAUAUUCUAAUCAUUUUGAAUUGUAAUCCUUAAUUAAAUAAUUUUGUCUUUCAAUAUUUCUUUUAAAUAUUUUUACUGAACUUUUUUGACUGAAAUCACGAAGGUGUGAAUGUGAACAAAACUGGUGUUUAAUGUGUGUUUAUUUUGUUAUUAAGUUAUUAACAUAAACUCCUACAGCAGGAGGUUUAUGUAGAAAAUAGAUCUUUAUUUAUUUUAAGGACAAUAAUCAAGAUCACUGCAAAAACAACUUCAGCUGCAGCUGCAGUUUUAUCAGCAUCUUCCUCUGGUUCAUGUACAGUUCUGUAAACUAUUUGUAUUUUCAUCUGAUUUCAUGUUUUGGUGCAUCUGAAUGUGUCUGUAUUUAAUUACAGUUUGUGUUUAUA
Molecule: messenger RNA, 2281 nt
Organism: Cololabis saira (Pacific saury)
Lineage: Eukaryota; Metazoa; Chordata; Actinopteri; Beloniformes; Belonidae
Product: protein YIPF5-like
Exons: 6
Coding region: 98-844 (248 amino acids)
Biological process (GO): vesicle fusion with Golgi apparatus; endoplasmic reticulum to Golgi vesicle-mediated transport
Cellular component (GO): trans-Golgi network
Source: RefSeq, a predicted model, not a curated record